UUCAAGCAUGGAGGAGCCCCUUGUUGACAAGACAGGAGAGGAGAGCCUGGUAGUGAUUGAGGUGAAGAAGCAGUUGUACCUUGCCGGGCCUCUCAUCGUCGGAAGCCUCCUACAGGAUGUGGUCCAAAUGAUAUCGGUCAUGUUUGUGGGUCAUCUCGGCGAACUCGCUCUCUCGAGUGCCUCCAUCGCAACCUCCUUCGCCGGUGUAACUGGCUUCAGCUUGUUGUCCAGCAUGUCGAGUAGCUUGGACACGCUAUGUGGGCAAGCCUUUGGAGCAAAACAACACCAUCUUCUUGGCAUCUACAUGCAGAGGGCAAUCCUUGUUCUCACUCCGGUGAGCGCCGUGGUUGCCGUAAUGUGGGGAUACACCGGCCAGAUCCUUUUGUUGUUUGGGCAGGACCCUGAGAUUGCCAUGGAAGCAGGGAGCUACAUCCGUUGGAUGAUUCCGUCGCUGUUUGUCUAUGGUCCGCUGCAGUGCCAUGUCAGGUUCCUGCAAACUCAGAACAUGGUCCUCCCGGUGAUGCUGAGCUCGGGCAUCACAGCGAUGAACCACAUCUUGGUGUGCUGGCUGCUGGUCUACAAGCUUGGCCUGGGCAACAAGGGUGCUGCCUUGGCCAAUACAAUCUCCUACCUCACGAAUGUGUCCAUCUUGGCUCUCUACAUCAGGCUCUCCCCAUCUUGUAAGAGCACAUGGACGGGGUUGUCGACGGAGGCAUUUCGCGACAUCCUCGGUUUCUUGAGGCUUGCCGUCCCAUCUGCGCUCAUGGUUUGCUGGGAGUGGUGGUCGUUUGAGCUCCUGGUACUUGUUUCCGGAUUUCUUCCAAAUCCUAAACUUGAGGCAUCAGUACUGUCAAUCAGGUGAGGCCGUUUGGCGACAUAUUCAAGCAUGGCAUAUUUCAUUUCAUACUACUCCC
Molecule: messenger RNA, 914 nt
Organism: Triticum aestivum (bread wheat)
Lineage: Eukaryota; Viridiplantae; Streptophyta; Magnoliopsida; Poales; Poaceae
Product: protein DETOXIFICATION 16-like
Exons: 3
Coding region: 8-862 (284 amino acids)
Biological process (GO): xenobiotic detoxification by transmembrane export across the plasma membrane
Cellular component (GO): membrane
Molecular function (GO): antiporter activity; xenobiotic transmembrane transporter activity
Source: RefSeq, a predicted model, not a curated record